CUUUGAGAGCAGCGCAAACAGCAGUGACCGUGGGGACAGAGACUCACAGUGUUUGGAGCAGAGACCACAGUAAAGAACAGAGGAGCGUCCGUACAUUUCUUCAAAGGAUGGAACGCCCGCUGGCGCUGAUUCUUCUGUUUCCAUUCCUAUAUUUCCCCACCGCUGCAUCAGACAAUGUGUGUCUCAGGCCUGAGCUGGCUGACAACAUUGAGAAGGAUGGACUCCAAAGGUACUUCAGCCCCGGUGUGGAGUUAACGCUGUCCUGUAAACAGGGAUACAGCCCGGAGCUUGGCCCUCGGAAGAUUGUCUGCGGUAUCAGUGGAGAAUGGACGAAAACCAGAUUAAUGUGCUCACCCAAACGCUGUCCCUAUCCUGACUCUCUGUCUAAUGGAGAAUCGUACUACGAGGAUAUUAUGUUCCAGAGUACCAUUAACUAUACGUGUAACGAAGGGUACACCUUGACUGGAAACCGUUCUGCAACGUGUCUUUCCAACGGAGAAUGGAGCACACCAGUGCCACAGUGCAAGCCUGUGACUUGUGGUCUCGCACCGAUCCCACAGUUUGGGAAGAUCAUUUAUGACAAGAGGAUCAGAGGGAACACCACUUAUUACGGCUUGAAAGGGACGUACACGUGUCUGCCGCCGUACGUGCUGUUUGGCAGCGCGAGAGGAGAGUGCACUGUCAGCGGCGAAUGGACCAAAGCACCUGAAUGCCGAGUGGUGACCUGCCCUGCACCCGAGAACAUUGACAUGGGCUUUCUGUCAAGCAACGAAGAGAGAGACUACGACUACAAGGAAACGGUCAGAUAUGGCUGCAAUGAAGACUACGUACUCGAUGGAAACUUCCAGAUUGUUUGUAAUCAAGAUGGAAAUUGGUCUAAAAAGCCAUCCUGCAAAGCUCCUUGCCGUGUCGGUUUAGAGAGAGCAAGGAUAUUAUACAAAGAAAAGAAAAUCUGGAUUGAAGACCUAAAUCCUAACCGAGUUUUACACAAUGAGAUUAUCUCAUUCUACUGUAUGGACAUGGACAGGCAAUGUGGUUAUGCAGUGUCAACCCAGUGCAUCGAAGGAAAACUCAAAAUCCCUGAAUGCUUUGAGCAGCCCAGCGCCAUUCAUUAUAAACUACAAUCAAGUUCACUUCCAUCAGAAAUGAAACAGUGCUGAAACAGUGCGAGCUCCCAUCUCAUCUCUGAUUAUUAUUAAACUACUUCCAUUUCGUUAUUCUUGUGUUUUUGUGCAGCCUGUUCAGGCUUUAAAUAAAAAGCCACAAACAGAUUUGCAGGCCUCUGAAUGUGAGAAAACACAGCUUUUUAUCCUUCAGUAUUCAGAAUUGUUAAAUUGUUAUUCCCCUUUAUCUUGCCUGGAGGCUGUCUCACCCAAGUAUAUCACAUCAUACCUAAAACUCUUACCAACACGUACCUCACAUUUGCUUAAUUGUUUUAGUACAGUGGUGGCAGCAAGCACUAUAUUGUAAGAUACUCUCAAAGGUUCCUUCACAACAAGUCUCUGGUCAAGAUGAUUUUCUACCUGCCAUUGUAAACUCACUUUGAAUUAACAUUUUCUGUAAUUAAAAAGAAAUAAUUUGACUAUACAAGGAAUGAAAUCAAAGUGCAUUAAAUGAGACAAUGGGA
This is a messenger RNA of Gasterosteus aculeatus aculeatus (three-spined stickleback), 1627 nucleotides long. Its product is annotated as beta-2-glycoprotein 1. The record is from RefSeq and is a predicted model, not a curated record. Lineage: Eukaryota; Metazoa; Chordata; Actinopteri; Perciformes; Gasterosteidae.